Messenger RNA from Cyphomyrmex costatus, 2981 nucleotides. RefSeq names its product uridine phosphorylase 1. Gene Ontology annotation, cellular component: cytosol; cytoplasm. The transcript has 6 exons. Gene Ontology annotation, molecular function: uridine phosphorylase activity. The coding region runs from base 164 to 1276 and encodes 370 amino acids. Lineage: Eukaryota; Metazoa; Arthropoda; Insecta; Hymenoptera; Formicidae. The record is from RefSeq and is a predicted model, not a curated record. Gene Ontology annotation, biological process: uridine catabolic process; nucleotide catabolic process.
AACUUAUAUAUCGUGCAAUCUAAUAUCGUUUACGUUAACGGACUGCGACCUACGGAAGUAUCGAAGGCAAACAUCAGAAUCGACCAGUUUCGCAAGAUCUUCCGCCGCGACGAUCUACUGAUUUUCAAGGUGGUGCAAUUUGUGAUUUGAAAAACAAAUUAGGAUGCCGACGUGUGCCUGCCAGAACAAGACUCUGGACGAGUCGGAGGAGCACGUUUGCUCGCUAAAGCUACCUAUGGAGAAGGACAAGGUCAUGGAACCCAAAGAAUACGUCAAUCCGGUUAGGUACAGCGAUGGCUCUGUACGAUUGCGAAACCCCAAUAUCGAACUCAUGGAUCAAGACAUAUUGUACCAUCUCGCACUCGGCAGCGGUUCCCACGAUCUGGUUGAGAUGUUUGGUGACGUCAAGUUCGUCUGCAUGGGCGGAACACCGAAAAGGAUGGAACACUUCGCUAACUACAUCAUGCAGGAGAUAGGUCACAAGCUACCAGCAGGCACGACCCUCCUCGAUAUCACCAAAAAUUCCUAUCGCUAUUCAAUGUAUAAAGUCGGCCCGGUCCUCUCUAUCAGCCAUGGAAUGGGUAUACCUUCUGUAAGCAUUCUGCUCCAUGAAGUUAUCAAGCUGAUGUACCAUGCAAAAGUAAAGGAUCCGAUUUUCAUCAGGAUUGGCACUUGCGGUGGUAUCGGUUAUGAAGGUGGUACGGUAAUCAUCUCGGAAGAAGCUCUUGAUGAAAUGAUGAAACCUUAUAUGGAAUUGAUGGUACUUGGAAAACUGGUACGCCGACCAGCCAAACUCGACAGACAACUGGCUCGUGAUCUAAAGGGUUUGGCCCAUCGCGAUGAUCCCUACGACACCGUGAUCGGCAAGACCAUGUGCUCAAACGACUUCUAUGAGGGCCAAGGCCGCCUGGACGGCGCAUUCUGUGAAUUUACCGAGGCUGACAAAAUGGAAUACCUCACGAAGCUACAGAAGGCUGGCGUAGUGAACAUCGAGAUGGAGAGCCUCUGCUUUGCCGCUCUAACACAUCACGCCGGUAUUCAGUCCGCUGUCGUGUGCGUGACGCUGUUGGACCGCCUCAAAGGCGACCAGGUUUUAGCACCCAAAGAGGUGUUAGAAGAAUGGCAGAUGCGACCGCAGAAGCUGAUCGCACGCUACAUCACCACGUACCUUCAGCGUAAGGGCCGCCUCUCUCUCGAGGGUUCACAUGGUUCCAUGUACGUGAAGAGUCCGCGCCGAUUCAAACUGGUGCAGCAGGAAUCUGAGAAUUACGAUUAAAUGAUUCUCAAACGAACCCGAAUGUGCGGCCACGAAGAUCUCCCGAGAUGCAAUCGGACACGUCGUCAUUGGCUCGACUACGAGAUCGAAUAUACUUACGCCGCUCAAGCUGCUGUAUUCGUUUAUUUGUUCGCGAAAAGUUGAUUAAUUCGCGAAGAAAGUUGCGUGAUAACAGAGUAUUGAAGUACAGAAGAGACAAAGGAUUUGAGCACAGGAAUUUAGAUUUGAACAAUUCCCAUAUCAUGCACUACAAUAGAAUAUUUUUGACGUCUCUUGACAAACGCAAUUAUUGUAAACGUUUUAUUUCCGUGCAUAAUAUUUAAAUUGUUCAAAUCUGUUUCUUCGUUAAUUAAAUCUUCCCUUAGAUAGAUUCCCACUUGAAAUAUUAAAAAAAAAGCAAAUUUUAUGAAUGUGUGAGAAUACUUCCGAGAACAGUUGACUUGUAAUAGUUAAAUUGCGCAGACUUGCCUUGCAUUCUAGACUGCGUUCCGUUAUUCACUGCGAGUAUUGAAAAUCUAUAAUUUAUGUUACACAAAUAUACUACAGAUUUUCAGUAGUCACAGUAAAUAAUGAAACGCAGCUUUAAAUAUCCGUGCGUAUGUCAAUUUUAUUAAAUAUUCAAUCGGAUUUCAAAUUAGAUUUAUUUUAUCGACAAGUUCCCGUACCCUGCGUUCAGUAGAUUAUUAAUAAUAAUCGUAAUUAAGAGCCAUACAGUUCCUCGCAUUGCGAGAAAGCACGCCGCCGUUGCGCACACCACGAGAACGUGUUAAUUCCUGAGACCUCAGAAAAUUAAUCAAUACCGAAGCGACCGCCAAAGUUCCAUUGUUCGUUUCGUGAUCCAAGUACAAAAUGUGCAGAAAUUUACUACGAACUGCGCUCGAAAACAAUGCACAUUUUUCAUGACCACAUAUCUUUCGAGACCGAAUUGCAUUAUUCUUGGUCAACGUGAUCUUUGAUCGUAAUUAAAAAUUUGUCGAUCUGCAAUAUCAAAUGCAAUUGAAUCGUUAACUUAAAUUCUCACUGUUCAGAAGAUCAAUAAGGAGUACUCGAUAAACCCAAAAUGUACAGAAUUACGAUCGCUGCCAUGAAAUAAGUAAAUUAUUAUAUUUGAAAGGCGUUAGUCAAAAUGGUGCAAUCGGUCUCGCAUAGUUCUGUAGAGAUUUAAUUUUAGGAUUCGCUGGCAAGAACACUGCAAUACGCGUUUACGCAUCCUCCGAUUAAAUGCACGACAUUUGGAUGACUUUUUUUCUUUUUCUCGUUAAACGAGCGAUGAUUCUCUCGUAAAUCUUCAGGGAUUUGUAUUGAGAAAUUAGAGACGAAAUCCGCUAACGGACCUAUUACUCGUUUAUUACAACGUUUGCGUGUUGUGUCGAGAGCAGUUUCGAGAGAACUUGUAAAUUUAGCUGCGCGUCCGCCGGCGUGUGACGUAUGCACUCGGUGACGUGGAAUCUAUGUAUUAGCACUCUUAGCAGUUUGGUAGAGAAGCACAUUCCAUAUAUAAAACAAUUAUAUACAUAUAUAUAAAUAUAGUCAAACAACUAGCGCGUUUUCGUUCGACUGUUACCCGUAACGUGGGUGGAGACUAUGUAUACAUAUGUACACAUACACGCGAUAUACAUAUAGAUGUCGGAAUACAUUCGCGAUCAUACCCUAAGCUGCAUGGAGAUUGGAUUAGGAAUUACAAUAAAAGUAACGUUUCAACAGA